AUGGGUCAAAGCACGUCCGAGGAGAGUGAUGCUGGUUUCUCAGAUACGGAAAGAGAAAUAGAAGCAACUCGUGUCGAAAAUGCUACCAACUUCGCAGGAGCAGCGCCUUCUAUACUAGAUAAUGUUGCUAGUAUCACGCAUGUGGAGUCAAUUAUACGCAUUGGUGGGAUUCCGUCUAUUAAUUUUGGUCUAGAGGACUUUUUUUCAUAUGAACAUUGGGCAAUUCCUGAGCUGAAAGGCAAACGAGUUCGGUGCUUCAAGCUAAACUUUGAUCCAUCCGGGAGAGCACAAGUUGAACUACGCAAAACAGACGACCUGAAUAACGUUAUUGCCCUGAGCUACGCAUGGGGGGAGGAAGAACUGACAGAACGGGCGGUCGGUCGUUAUACAGGCGAUGUAUCUCCGGGCGAGGGUGAGUGUAAGAUCAUCCUAGGGAAGGAAUGGUCAACACCAGACUUUGUUUCUGUGCUUGCCAGGCUCAGCGCCAAUUCCUGGUUGUGGAUGGACCAGAUCGCGAGGCAACCAGGUGAGGCCACGGAGAGCAUUAUCUCUACAUUCAGUACUGUGUACAGUCGCUGCAGUGUAGUGGUAUUGCUACCUGGCCCCGAUUGUAAUUAUGCCAACGACAUGCGAAAUCGAUUAUUGAACGCUGGCUCGUUGAAUUACGAAGCGGCCAAAGAGCUCGUAAGGCUCUUCACCAGUCAUGUCGCAGAAUGUGCGUGGUACCUGCCAAAACUCCGCUGGUUUACACGUGUGUGGACACGCCAGGAAGCGCUGUACGCCCGUCGCAUACGUGUCGUCCAUGUCGGCGGGACGCCUGGGCCAUGUAUCCCUCGGAGCUCCAAUAAUUCCGAAAUACUUAUUCGAGAUCGACCAGCCUUUACAAAUCUCGGAGAGGUUUUGAGUACAAAGAUGAACAGCCCUGAUGAGACAACAGAUACAGCCGCACCCUACACUGUCCAGAUCACUCAACAGGCUCGCUGA
This is a messenger RNA of Aspergillus pseudoviridinutans, 984 nucleotides long. RefSeq lists its product as uncharacterized. Lineage: Eukaryota; Fungi; Ascomycota; Eurotiomycetes; Eurotiales; Aspergillaceae. The coding region runs from base 1 to 984 and encodes 327 amino acids. The transcript has 2 exons. The record is from RefSeq and is a predicted model, not a curated record.